CGUGGGAGGCAACAUUAGACACCGGCUCAACUUACGCACUCCGCUGUUACACACCGUGCAUUUCGCUGAAUUCAUGCUAAGGUUUUCUCCAGGUGUUUUCCUGAUGCGCACAAAAAAUAACUGUAAUAAGGACAUCCAUCCGGCGCGCCAAUAACAGGUAGCCAAGGAAACUGAUAUAACUGAUUGAUUUGUUAUCGAUAUCCUAGGAAAACCAGAAUAUUCUAAUCGAUCAUCAGCUGGACUGACAGGCUCUCUGAAAGGAGGGUAUCUUUCUCACGGAUUUGAUGGCUGUUUGAUCGGUUGGUGAUGCCCAUUUAUAUCAUCGACCGCAAAUUUGCAGAGACACCUGGUGAGUUUCUACAGGUCGCCCAAGAGGGAGAGCAGAUCAUGGCCGACAACAACACUCAGAAAAAAAAGCCCCGCUGGACUUCCCUUGAAAUCGGGCUCCUGACGAUUGUAUCUCUGCUCUUCGUCAUUAUUGUGGCUCUCAUCAUUCUCUUCAUCACACAAAAAGGGAAAGACGGUGUUUGCAUAACAGCUGACUGCACACAGUCAGCAUCUCGCCUUAUUGAGAACAUGGACCCCACUGUGAACCCAUGCGAAAACUUCUACCAGUACGCCUGUGGUGGCUGGCUUAAGAAGAACAUCAUACCGGAGACAAGUUCACGUUACAGCACUUUCGACAUACUCAGAGAUGAACUGGAGGUGGUACUCAAAGGAGUGAUGGAGCGGAAGGAAAAUGAAACCAGUAGCGCAUUAAACAAAGCCAAGAUCCUCUACAAGUCCUGCACCAAUGAAAGCCACAUUGAACAGAGAGGUGGGUCACCUCUACUGACAAUGCUGCCAGAUGUCUUCGAGUGGCCCGUAGCAACAGAUGAUUGGGACAACACAUACGGAAUUAAUUGGACAGCAGAAGAUGCCAUAGCCAGACUAAAUGAGAAAUAUGGAAAGCAAGUCCUUAUUAGCUUUUUUAUUGGUACAGAUGACAAAGACUCCAAUGCACACAUCAUUCAUUUUGACCAGCCCCUUCUUGGCUUACCCAUCAGAGACUACUAUGCAUGCACUGGACCAUAUGCGGAGGCUUGUGAUACAUAUGUGAACUUCAUGACUGAUUUGGCGAAACUCAUCAGAACUGACCGGAGACUUGACGUUAAUGAAACCAAUAUCAAACAAGAGGUUUCUCGAGUGAUGAUGUUGGAGAAGGAAAUUGCUAAUGCGACAGACACACUAGAGGACAGAAACAACCCGGUUCUGCUUUAUAACAAGAUGCCUCUGGAGACACUGAACAACAACUUCACCCUGGAGUUUGACUCUGGGGUGUUCAACUGGACCCGCUUUACUAAGAAGAUCAUGGAUACAGUCAGUGUUAAUGUUACAGACAGUGAGGAUGUUAUUGUGUAUGCCCCAAACUACUUCAAGAGGCUCCACCCUAUCCUUGCCAAGUACACAAAGAGAGACAUUCAAAACUACAUUGUGUGGCGCUUUAUUAUGAAUCUGGUGGUUGGUUUGAGCAGGCCGUACAGGGAGACCAGAAAAGCCUUCAGAAAGGCUAUCUAUGGGACCAGCUCCGAAGCAGCAGUUUGGAGGCAAUGUGCCAUCUAUGUCAACAACAACAUGGACAGCGCUGUGGGGAGAUUGUAUGUGGAUGAAGCCUUCGCUGGAGAUAGCAAAGAGAUGAUGGAUGAGAUGAUCACUAACAUCAGAGAGGUGUUUGUGAGUAACCUUGAUGAUCUAACCUGGAUGGACGCUGAAACUAAGAAAGCUGCAGAGGAGAAGGCACGAGCAAUCCGAGAAAGAAUUGGUUUCUCAGAAAACAUAAUGAACGACACAUACCUGGACCAGGAGUACCAAGAAUUAAGCUACAGUGAGGAUAAAUACUUUGAGAACAUCAUGAUGAACCUGGAGUAUGGCCAGAAGAAACGUCUGAAGAAGUUAAGAGUAAAAGUGAACAAAGACGAGUGGAUCACAGGAGCUGCUGUGGUCAAUGCAUUCUACUCAUCUAGCAGAAACCAAAUAGUAUUUCCUGCAGGUAUUCUUCAGCCUCCUUUUUUUGGUAAAGGUCAGCCCUGGUCUUUGAACUACGGAGGCAUUGGGAUGGUCAUUGGACAUGAGAUCACUCAUGGCUUUGAUGACAAUGGACGUAAUUUUGAUAAAGAAGGUGACCUCAAAGACUGGUGGACUCCAUCGUCGACUCAGAAAUUCCAUGAUCUUUCGAAAUGCAUUGUGGACCAGUAUGGAAGCUUCUCUUGGGACCUGGCAAAUGGACAAAAUCUAAAUGGGAAUAAUACCCUUGGGGAGAACAUAGCUGACAAUGGGGGCAUCCGGCAGUCUUAUCAGGCCUACAAGAACUAUGUGAAGAAGCAUGGGAAGGAAGCUCCUCUGCCUGGAAUAGACCUCAGUCAUGAUCAACUUUUUUUCCUUAACUUUGCACAGGUGUGGUGUGGUACACAUAGACCAGAGCAUGCUGUCAACUCAAUCAAAACAGAUGUCCAUAGCCCAGGGAAGUUCAGAGUUCUUGGGUCAUUACAGAACUUCCCAGAGUUUGCCAAAGCCUUCAAGUGCCAGAAUAAUCACAAUAUGGUGCCUCGUAACAUUUGCCGGGUGUGGUGAUUACUCAUGGACCAGAAGAUGAAGGUUUUUUGGAGGUCCUGUAGAAACUCUGCUGACUAUUAGACCACAAUUGCGGAAGCUGAGAAAUACCCUCGACAGGGUAAGCUAGGGCCGUAAUGCUCAACUCCACCAGUGCACUUGAGCCAUACACAGAGAGGGGGAGCUGUCUCAAUACACUCCUAUAAGCAAUGGUUUAUCUGAUUUUAGUUUGUGAGAUCAUUACUCAGUCCAUGGCUUUUACUGUUUCCAAACACUAUGUCAAAUCUAAAGUGAAGAUUGUGUAGAGGUACUGUUCAUUUUGAUUGAAUUAUGGUAAUAUCAAGUUAAACUGUGAAUUGGAGAUAUCAGUAGCAUUAUGUAUAUAAAUAUUUAUCGCAAUACCAAUAUAUGUCCACUGCUUGUACCAACACCUGUCAACCAGAAUAGAUUCAGUAAGCUAAACUAUGACACCACACAGCUAUGACAAGAACUGUUAUGUAUAAUACAAUGGGAGUUAAUAGAUAGUCAGUGAACUACAAUAAAAUAAAAAUACUCUGUAUUCAUUUAUUUAAAAAAAGAUGAUUUAACUAAAUUGCAUACAGUGCAAUGUAAAAUUAAAAUAUGUAGACUCAUUUGUAAUUUGUAUGAAGAUUUACAUAGAUUGUCAUGAAGAUCAUGAAUGAUUAACUAAGAUUUGUUGAACAUAUAAACAUUUGUCAGUAUGUACAAUGUAUCAGACUUUGAAUGUUUAAUAUGUUAUGAAAGAGGUCUGCUUACAUUAUUUGAAUGUUUGGCAUGUGUGUUUGUCUACAUUUGAUUGUUUUUCUUUUUCCAUUGUGCUCGCCUUGACAUUUGCUUGUAUGAAUGGGUGCACAUUUGACGAAUAAUCUCCAGCCUGUCCAGCUUUAUUGACUUAACGCCUUAAAAUGAUCUAUCAAUGUUUUAUGAAAUACAAGGCAGAAUAAGUCCUACUGUGACCAAUCCAUGCACACAGUACAUUAUAAUGCCAAAGAUUUUUACAGUUAUUUACAUUCUGUGAUUUUGUGUUCAUCUACCAAAUUGAUACGGUAAUAAUUUCUGAACUGCUGGACCAAACUCUUCACGCAUUUUUUUAGGCAAUGACACACACUGCCAAAAUGAUAUAUAUGUAUAUUUUUCUUUCACUACAUUAAUGAAAAUGAGAUUACAUUUCUGAUAUUAUUAGUGAUUAGGUUAUAGUUUGAUGUAUUAUAAAUAAGCUGUACGACAUCUUUCUUUUUCAAAGGCAUGGGGCCUUUUUAACACCUAUCAGACACUGCUCCCCCUCUAACAGAGUCCAAUACUGUUCACCAAAAUCCAUCUCAAUCACUUCACAGACGAAUAUACCUCAGAUGCCUGUAUUUAGAUACUUUGUAAUAAACAUCUUAAAGAGAAAUUUGUUUUAAUAAUAAAUUGUUAAUGUAAACCCUG
This is a messenger RNA of Misgurnus anguillicaudatus (oriental weatherfish), 4038 nucleotides long. Its product is annotated as neprilysin. NCBI's taxonomy places the organism in Eukaryota, Metazoa, Chordata, Actinopteri, Cypriniformes, Cobitidae. Gene Ontology annotation, molecular function: metalloendopeptidase activity. The record is from RefSeq and is a predicted model, not a curated record. Gene Ontology annotation, cellular component: plasma membrane. Gene Ontology annotation, biological process: protein processing; amyloid-beta clearance.